AUCGAGGAGGAGUAGAUGAGUACCCAAGGCCGGGAGACUGAGGGGAGGACCCGAGGGUCAGCUACUUGUGCCCAGCUGCAGUAGUGGGAAGAGCCGGGCACCAGAUCCCCUCUGCCACUGCAGCAGAAGGCCUGGUGCCGGAUUCAAGGUGACGGCAGUGCCUGGCUCCAUUCUCCUCAAGUUGCCAUAGCAGCCUGUCUCCCGAUGAACAGCAUCUCCCGUAGCCCUCAGCCGGAGAGACGGCAUUGUUCACUCCUGCCUGUGUGAGGAGGAAACACCCGGACAGAGAACUUUCCUGGGCCUGGGGCCCACUGACCACGUGGGUAUACCCAAGCUGUCUGGCGUUAGGUGUGGGGGUGGGUCCCCACGAGCCAGAGGGGUCCUCUGAGUGACUGAGAGCAGCAUCCAGGCCCUGGAGCAGCCACAGCCAGGCGUGUCCUUGGAGUCGUCCACGUGUCCGGCUGUCGCCACUGGAGACCCCGGCCUGAUGGAUGUCUGGUGUGGAUAAUGAGGAAAGAAUGUGCCUUUGACACCCAAGAGGUGACCCUGGAGCGUGCCCCGGAUGACCCCACAACUUGGAACAAUGCGGCUAGCCUGCAUGUUCUCAUCCAUCCUGCUGUUCGGAGCUGCGGGCCUCCUCCUCUUCAUCAGCCUACAGGACCCUGUAGAGCUCACCCCCCAGCAGGUUCCAGGCAUGAAGUUCAGCAUCAGGCCCCAGCAGCACGAUGGCCACUUGAGAAUACCCACAGAGAGGAUCACACGAGAUUCAACUAGCGGAUCCCCAAGAGGCCUCCAACUUCAGGUACCUGACCAGCCUCGACCUCAUCCGAAGGCGAAGGCAGCGGGGUCUCCUUUGCGACUCCGGCAGCGGAGGCGGAGACUGCUCAUCAAAAAGAUGCCAGCUGCAGGGACCUUCAGAGGCAUCAACUCGUCUGAGACCUUUGUCCAGCCAAGACCCCACACCAUGGACAGUCGCUGGGCCAGCCUGCAUCAGAGCCAGCAGGAGCGCAAGCGUGUGAUGCGAGAAGCCUGUGCCAAGUACAGGGCCAGCAGCAGCCGCAGGGCUGUCACUCCGCGCCACGUGUCCCGCAUCUUCGUGGAGGACCGCCACCGUGUACUGUACUGCGAGGUGCCCAAGGCAGGAUGCUCCAACUGGAAGCGGGUGCUCAUGGUGCUUGCAGGGUUGGCCUCAUCUACUGCCGAUAUACAACACAACACUGUCCACUAUGGCAGCGCCCUCAAGCGGCUGGAUACUUUCGACCGUCAGGGCAUCGUGCACCGCCUCAGUACCUACACCAAGAUGCUCUUUGUCCGGGAACCCUUUGAGAGGCUGGUCUCCGCUUUCCGAGACAAGUUUGAGCAUCCCAACAGCUACUAUCACCCUGUCUUUGGCAAGGCUAUCCUGGCCCGCUACCGGGCCAACGCCUCGGGGGAGGCACUGCGGACUGGCUCCGGUGUGCAGUUCCCAGAGUUCAUCCAGUACCUGCUGGAUGUCCAUCGGCCCGUGGGCAUGGACAUCCACUGGGACCACGUUAGCAGACUGUGCAGCCCCUGCCUCAUCGACUAUGACUUCGUGGGCAAGUUCGAGAGCAUGGAGGACGAUGCCAAUUUCUUUCUGCAUCUCAUCCACGCGCCUGGGAACCUGACCUUCCCGAGGUUCAAGGACAGGCACUCUCAGGAGGCUCGGACCACGUCGAGAAUCACCCAUCAGUACUUUGCGCAGCUCUCCUCCCUGCAGCGGCAGCGAACCUACGACUUCUACUACAUGGAUUACCUGAUGUUCAACUACUCCAAGCCUUUCUCGGACCUGUACUGAGGGGUGAGGCCUGCUGGUCAGGGGAGGGCCUUGUCUGCCCACUCACCUGUGCAUAGGCUAUACCGCGGGCCUCAGAUGAUGUGAGGUGUGGUGGCUGUGGCCCUACGUGGGGGAUAGAGGCCCAGACAGUGGACCUUCACUCUUGUCCCUCACCCAUCUCCUCAUUGGGUUGGCUGAGCUUGCUUCUGAGUACUCGGAUGCUCCGAGCUCAGCCAAGAUGCUGACAGGGAAGCCUGAGGGCCCCAGCAGUAAGGGAUGUCCCGCAUUCCCUUAUCCUCUGCCUUGUACCAGACCAUGAGGUCUGCUGCUUUUCUAUGACCAGGGAAGGUCUGAAUAAAGCACAUGGUUUUCAGAG
Molecule: messenger RNA, 2171 nt
Organism: Onychomys torridus (southern grasshopper mouse)
Lineage: Eukaryota; Metazoa; Chordata; Mammalia; Rodentia; Cricetidae
Gene: Chst8
Product: carbohydrate sulfotransferase 8
Exons: 4
Coding region: 563-1816 (417 amino acids)
Biological process (GO): carbohydrate biosynthetic process; proteoglycan biosynthetic process
Cellular component (GO): membrane
Molecular function (GO): sulfotransferase activity
Source: RefSeq, a predicted model, not a curated record